Messenger RNA from Eurytemora carolleeae, 2246 nucleotides. Its product is annotated as UDP-N-acetylglucosamine/UDP-glucose/GDP-mannose transporter. Bases 1 to 1434 code for a protein of 477 amino acids. NCBI's taxonomy places the organism in Eukaryota, Metazoa, Arthropoda, Copepoda, Calanoida, Temoridae. Gene Ontology annotation, molecular function: antiporter activity; GDP-fucose transmembrane transporter activity. The transcript has 10 exons. The record is from RefSeq and is a predicted model, not a curated record. Gene Ontology annotation, cellular component: Golgi apparatus.
AUGAACCUGCCAGGAGAUGAACCUGCCAGGAGAUUAACCUGCCAGGAGAUCAACCUGCCAGGAGAUCAACCUGCCAGGAGAUCAACCUGCCAGGAGAUCAACCUGCCAGGAGAUCAACCUGCUAGGAGAUCAACCUCCCAGGAGAUCAACCUGCCAGAAGAUCAACCUGCCAGGAGAUCAACCUGCCAGGAGAUCAACCUGCAAGGAGAUCAACCUGCUAGGAGAUCAACCUAUCCCUUUAAUUUAUGUUUUUUAAUUAGAAUACUGACAGCUCUAUUCUAUGGAGCUUCUUCCUUUCUGAUAAUGGUUGUCAACAAACGGGUUCUGACUGUUUACAAUUUCCCAUCUUUUCAAGUUCUAGGACUGGGACAAAUUAUUGCCACCAUAAUAAUUCUAAAAGUUGGAAAACUUUUACAAAUUGUUAAUUUCCCUGAUCUCACCAAAGAUACUGCUAGGAAGAUUUGGCCUCUGCCCCUGAUGUACCUUGGGAAUAUGGUGUUCGGACUAGGGAUGGAUACAACAGAAUGUGAAUAUUUAAUUUUGAAGUCCAAGCCGAGUAGAGCAGUUCAACUCUCUGUAUACCUGAUGAUAUUCGGCACUUUAGUUGCUGCGUCUAACGACCUGGCGUUUAAUGUCCAGGGUUAUGUAUUUGUUCUCCUUAACGAUUUCUUCACUGCUGGUAAUGGGGUGAUCAUGAAGAAAAAAUUAGACGCCAAGGAUUUGGGUAAGUAUGGUCUGAUGUACUACAACAGUUUAUUCAUGGUCCUCCCCUCUCUCUUUUUCUGUGUACAAUCUGGAGAUCUAGAAACUACAUUAGGUAAUACCAGGGACCACAAAACUACAUUAGGUAAUACCAGGAACUACAAAACUACAUUAGGUAAUACCAGGAACCACAAAACUAUAUUAGGUAAUACCAGGAACUACAAAACUACAUUAGGUAAUACCAGGAACUACAAAACUACAUUAGGAAAUACCAGGAACCACAAAACUACAUUAGGUAAUACCAGGAACCACAAAACUACAUUAGGAAAUACCAGAAACCACACCACUACAUUAGGUAAUACCAGGAAACACAAAACUACGUUAGGUAAUACCAGGAACCACAAAACUACAUUAGGUAAUACCAGAAACUACACCACUACAUUAGGUAAUACCAGGAACCACAAAACUACAUUAGGAAAUACCAGGAACCAUAAACUAUUUAUGUGUACUGCGUACAAUUCUGCUUUAACAACAACAAUUGUUGGAUGUCUCAAAAAUAUUUUAAUAACGUACCUAGGAAUAUUUAUUGGCGGUGAUUACCAGUAUUCUUUAGUAAACUUUAUCGGGCUCAAUAUAAGCGUGGUCGGCAGCUUAAUCUAUACAAAAGUGACCUUCACGGCGAAGGCUCGGCCAGCAGCUAGUGAAACGGCCGGUCAAGUGCUCAAAAUUUAAAAAUAUUUUAGAAAUAAUUUACACACUCACAGUUUUCUUCAAAAUCAUUUCCCUUAUUAUGUAGACUCCGUUCAGGGUUUUGAUUUUAAAAACCGCUAAAAUAAUUUGGGUAUUGUGAAACAUAAAAAAAAUGACACAAACAUGUUCCUUUAAAGAAAACGAAACUAAAAAAUAAUUAUAAUUUAAAGACCGCUGGUUAAGUACUUUAUUGAUUCAAACAAUUUUUGUCCAAUUUAUUUGUUCACAAAUAUUUGGACGACAAAAUAUACUGAAAACUGGUUCAGCUUGAUCCAGGGAAUAACAAUAGUUAUCUUUUCCGCUAGAGUUUAAUUUCGUUUUGGUUAGUGAGGAGCUCAGAGAUCAGAACUUAUAUUGUUAAUCUUAAACAGUUGAUCUCGAUAUCCAAUGUGAGCACUUUUGAAUUUUAGGAUUAAUGGUUGAUCCCUUAAUAAGUUAUCCCUGCAGGGUGAGACCAUCACGGGAUAUCAGAGGGUAAUUAAAUAACUUUGUUUAAGAUGGUCAGAGGGAGAUCAAUACUUAAUCCCAAGAUUCACAAAACACAAGUUCUGACUAUUUAUGAUUGCCAGAUGAUUUGCUAUCUGUGCCACUUUAGCCAUGGACUGUUUAAGAGACAAUUAUUAAAUCAAUAAUUCGUAUUAUAAAAUUUAUACAUUCCAUAAAUUUAGUUUUUAAUGAUAAAUUAUUGUUAUUUUUUGCAAAUAUUGUAUAGUUCAAUUUUGUAAAUAAAUUUUUGAGAACUUAUGAAUGUAGUUGAUGUAGAUAAAUUUCAUGGAAACCAGUUUUUAGGUUUU